AUGACCUCUACUGCCUCGGGUUCCUCAACUGCCUUGGCUGCAGCUUCAGAGCAGUCGAAGAGUAAGAUCAGUGAUCUGCGGGUGUCUGAUCUCAGAUUGGAGUUGAGACGAAGGAACCUGAAUACUAGAGGAGUGAAAACUGCCCUCAUUGCCCGGCUCGAGCAGGCAAUUGAAGAGGAAGGAGGUGAUCCUGAUUAUAUUAACCUGUCUUCUUCUUCUGAUACUUUGAAUAAGAAAGCAGUGGUCAAAAGCAAAAGUGAGACACAAGAAACAGAAGAACUAACUGAAGAUGCCUCAGAGAAAGAUAAUUUAUUUGUCAAGGAAAGUAAGUCGGAGAAUUCAGAGACCAGUGAUCUGAAUGGAGAUGAUGAACUGAAGGACUCUGAAGAAUCUGGUGAAAAUGAUGAAUAUAAUAAUUCCAAGGAUUUUUCUACUGUUGAUCAUAAAACAGGUCAUGAAUUAAAACAGGUAGAAGCAAUACAAGGCAAAGUAAAAGACCUUAAAAAUCAGGAAAAUGAAGGUCAAGAAGGGGAAGAUGAUACCUUUCUUACAAUCCCUGAUAUUGAAGAAGAAAAGGAAAAAGAUACAGUAGGUUCUGGUGAUGGUACACAAGAAGUACCCAGUCAUAUUCCUUUAGAAGAGAACCUAGAUAAGGCUGAUAAGUGGGUUUAUGAAGAGAGAGAAGGUAACGUGUCUGUGAAAGAAGCUGAGGAUGAUAUUUUGCUCACAAUCGAGGCUGAAGAUAUCAUCUUUAUGGAUUUUGAUGGUGAUGACCUAGAAACAGAUAAAAAUGUGAAAAUUACAGAGUCUGAAGCAAGUAAGCCAGAAGAUGGGCAGGAUGCCCUCACAAAGAGCCUGGAGAAGGAAAGCAAAGAUUAUGAGCUGAACAAGAGUCAUAAAGAUGGAAAGAAGGAUGAGCAAGUGAAGGAUGAUACUGUCAAGAAGGAAACCAGAGAAAAUCCUAAGAAAGCCGAAUCUGAAGACAAAGAAAAGGAUACUUCGGAGAAAGGGCCCUUGUCUGCUGAGGCCUCUUGUCAAGCAAAUAACUUUUCAAAGAAAUCUAAAGAAAGCAAAAUAUUGUCUUCAAGUAUUGCACAUCUUCCUCUUACAGAACUUCUUGGACAACAGAUUUCUGUUGAGAAAAUAAAAGGUGAUCCAUCUAAGAAAGAAUUAAAAAAAGAAAGUGAUGAAAAAUCAAGUUCAGGUAGAAGUACUGGAGAUGGAAGAUCCACAACAAAUGAUAAAACUAACAAGACUCAAGCCUCUACUAAAAAAGGAGAAAAAAAAUCUGAGAAAAAAGAAAGUAAGGAUUGUAAGAAAGCAGAAGAUAAAGAUGAGAAGGGUGAUAAUGGACCAAGAAGUCAAACUUCAGUGUCAAUUAAAAAAAGAGAAGAAACUAAAGAAAUAAGUGCAAAGAGCCUGAGUCAUGGGGUAAUUUUUGAUCAAACUAAAGGAGAUCUUUCUAGAUCCACAAGAAAGGAGAAAUACGGCAAAGUGGCAAGGAACAAGGAGAGGGCUAGUCAAGAUGAAAAGGACAAAGAUUACAAAAAUCAAAAAGAUAUAUCAUCUUUGGAAAAACUGAAGGACCAGAGAAUGCCAGAACAUCUAGUAAGCCUAGAAAGAAAACAAGCAGUGGAACUUAGAAGGCAAAGAGAGAUUGUAGAGAUGCAUCGAGAGCGGGAAUGCAUUAGAAUGUUUCGAGAAGGGGAGGAAUGGCAACGCUUACAGAUAGAAAGAGAGCUAUUAAAAAUUGAAAGACAAAAACUAGAGAGAGAGAGAAUGGAGCGCAAACGCUUGGAAAAGGAACGCAUUCAAAUUGAACAUGAACGUUUUAAGGAAGCCAAACGUUUUGCUCGGGAACGAGAAGAAUUGCGAAGGCAACAACAACAACUUCGAUAUGAGCAAGAAAAAAGGAAUUCUUUGAAACGGCCACAUGAUAUAGAUCAUUGGAGAGAUGAUUCUUACUGGAAUAAGAGUAAAAAACUGUCUCACAAUACAGUUGCUCAAUUUAGGCAUGGAUCCGACUAUAAUCGGCAACAGAACAGAUUUUAUUACUUUGAUCACAGAGAGAGGGCCCAAUUCCCUGAGGGUACAGCAUCUCUUGAUGCUUCAACUUUUGAAAGGCAGGAGCCCUUUGUUAGUCAAGGGGAAAGGAAAAAAUCAUAUCCAAUUGAACGAAGAGAAGAUCCAGGGUUUGAAAGGUAUCCCCCAAAUUUCUGUGAUUCCAGAAGAAAUAAGCUGCCAUCACCAAGAAAUGAACUUAGAGACACUGAGAGACAAGAAGUAUGGGGAGAUAGAGUUGAGAGAUCAGUGAUUGUUCAUGACAGGUCUGAUAUAGCAUCUCAUAGAUACCCUAGAGAUAGUGGUGCAAAUCCUCUAAGACAAACUACUUGGAAUCAUGAAGGUGGCAUUGAAAAAUGGAACACAAGGAUUGAAAGACCAGAGAGAUCAGGAAGAGAAGUUUCUGGACACAUUAUAGGAGGGAAUGGAAGCAGAGAUGGAGAAAGAGGAAGAGGAAGUGGUGGACAGCAGGAUUCUGAAGUUCAAUAUAUGAUUGAACACCAUGGAUGCGGAACAAGUGGACCAAGAAAAGAAUGGCAUGACCCAAGUUCUCAAAAGACAGCACAUGAUGCAAGGAGAAUGGGUGAUGAUCCAGGAGGAGCAGGCAUGAUACCUCAGCAUAAAAGCAACUCAUCAUCAAUUAAUAGAAUUGUGCAGUUUUCAGGAAAUGCUAUGCAAAGAGAAAGAGGCUUUGAAUUUAAGCCAUUUAAGAGUGGACUUCCAAGAAGAUUCUGA
Messenger RNA from Gracilinanus agilis (Agile Gracile Mouse Opossum), 2796 nucleotides. Its product is annotated as SAFB-like transcription modulator. Gene Ontology annotation, molecular function: sequence-specific DNA binding. Gene Ontology annotation, cellular component: nucleus. NCBI's taxonomy places the organism in Eukaryota, Metazoa, Chordata, Mammalia, Didelphimorphia, Didelphidae. Gene Ontology annotation, biological process: regulation of transcription by RNA polymerase II; regulation of mRNA processing. The record is from RefSeq and is a predicted model, not a curated record.